AUGGCUGUCAAGCAGAACAACAGCGAGCCCAACGACGCCACCGAUGGGGUCAACUCUGCCUCCGGCGGUGCCUCAAAUGGCGCCAUGCCACCCAAUAGCAAGCAACCAGCUUCCAGCAACAUAAAGAUCUCCGACGAUGGUGGCGGUGGCGGAGGCGCUGGCGGCGGCGGCGAGAGCAUGGACACUAAUGGCACCGGCCCCAGCGAGACGAAUGACAAUGGCGGCCAACCACUGAACGCGGUCACAAAGCGUGACAUACAGGAGCUGCUGAGCACUCUGCAGAAUCUAGAUAAGUCGGAGCACUCGCUCAGUGUGCUGAGCUUCUACAAGCGGAUGAUCAUCGAGCUGGCUCGCAUGAAGCCAGAAGGCAGAACGAGCGAGGAUCUACUGCGCUUCAAGGAGGAGGCGAUGAAUUUUGGGACUAUCCUUGCCACUGCAAACGAGAAGAACUACCUCAUGUACUUCCUUCUCGUCGUCUACGAUCUGAUCACAAAGUCCGGCGAGUCGGGCCCCUCCUAUGCCGUGGCCGUUGUCUUUCACCUGUUCAGCCCGCGUCUCAUCAACGAGGCCGUGCAGUCGCUGCUAGACACGAAUGUAGAGGACACGAGCAUACGCAAGACGGUGGUCCUGCUGUGUGAAUGGGUCUGUGUGUGCAACUUCUGUCCGAACCUCAAUCUCUGGGUGAUGGCCCUGCUGACAGGGUUGCGCGAUCAGGGCAAGCAUGUGCUCCUUGACGACAUUGCAUUGGACUCCAUCGAGAAGCUAUUCAAUGUUAUAAUGCUACCCGCCAUGCGGCCCAAGGCAGCUCCGAUAGUGUUCCACAUGCUGUCAAACAUUAAUCAGACACCCGAAAUAUUCCGCAAGAUAUUGCCACGCAUACCCACGGUGCUGAAUCUUCUGAAGCAGCAGUUCAACAUCACGGACGAAUUCGGCGGUGAGACGCGACAGUACAUGCAGCAAUUGGUGGACCUAACCAGUGUCCUGAUGAUGCGCUUCAACGAAAACAGCGAACUCUAUGCAUCCGUCAGGGUUGCCUUGCAGAUGUACGAACCGUCACCGAAUUGCGGGGAUCUGGCGAGGGCCAUGCAGGAGAACGCCCUGGCCACUGGACGGCGCAAUGCAAGGGUGGGACUGGUGAAUCUCGGCAACACCUGUUAUAUGAACAGCGUGCUUCAGGCUCUGGCCAUGACCAGCGAUUUCAGCCGCCAGAUACUGCUGCUCCAGAGCGAUUCGCUGCUGCUGCUAAAGGUGCAGCAACAGAUUGCCCUAAUGCACCAUUCUAUGCGGUGUGAGCUGACACCUUCGCGCGUGCUGAAUGCGACAAGACCGCCGGGCUUCACGCCGGGCCUGCAGCAGGACAGCUCCGAGUUCCUUGGCUAUCUGCUCGACCUGCUGCACGAGCAAGAGAUCAAGAAAGAUGGAGGCCACAGUCUGCAUGGCAAGGACGUCGAUGCCCCUGGCGAGCUGAACGAUGAGAUUCUGUCCAGCGGUGUCAUACCCUACAACAGCAAUGAUCGCGAGAUCGCCGGAGGCAGCAACGGCAGCAGCAGCACGAGUGCCAGGCUCAAGCCCACUUCGACACCCACCAAAGGCACAAAUAGCUCACAGCAACAGCCACAGCUGCCAAAGAAGCCAACGUCAACCAUUGACAAGACGUUCACCGGCAAACUGUCGACGACAUACAAUUGCUUGGACUGCAGCUGGGAGAGCCACAUCGAGGAUAGUUUCCGUGAGCUGCAGCUCUCGUUUCCGGACGACAAGGACGACUGCAGUGCCACCAACUAUUCGGUGCAAGACCUGAUCGAGUACUACUGCUCGCCGGAGAAGCUGGACGGCGAGAACCAGUAUUUCUGUCCCCGCUGCAAGAAGCUUUGCGAUGCCGAUCGACGAAUCGGGGUAACAGAAGCGCCACGCAAUCUCGUCCUGACACUCAAGCAGUUCAAGUACGAUCAGAAGUACCAUUUUCGCACCAAGCUAAUGCACAAGGUGUUCCACGAUGAGAGUCUCGUGGUUAAGAUAUGCUCAUCCGAUUCACUGCAGGAGCAGUCGGCAGUGUACUAUGAGAUGUACGCGGGAGUCGUGCAUUCGGGCUACCACAUGGACUCUGGCCAUUACUUCACAUUUGCAGCUGACCAGUCGAGGAACUGGUAUAAAUUCAACGACAACUUUGUGACCCAUUCGCAGUCCGAGGAAAUGCACAACCUCACCUCGCCCAACACCCCCUACAUACUCUUCUACAAGAUGUGCGGCCGCUCUCACGAGUCCAGCCCGACUGGCACCGAGAUGGUGUCAGUGCCCCAAGUCCCACCGCUCACACUCGAGGAGCUGCCGGGCCCACUGCGUGACUAUGUGAAGAAGGACAAUCGGCUGUACAGCGAGGAGUUGCGCUCUCAGCGCUUCGCGGGCAAUAACGGUGCCAACGGCCAUGGGUUUGUGACGCGCAACCGAUAUGACGGCGACGAUGAGGAUGAUCGUGCUCCUCCGCCCUCUGGCGGUUGUGGUGGCAAUGAUCUGGGCAUGAAUGUAAAUCGCUUUGUUUACUGAGGAGUCAAAGCGAACGGCGGCGUGGCAGCUGGAGUCGAGUCGGGGAGGAGCAGGGAGGCAACUAGACCAGAAACAUAUACAUACAUAAUAUAUGUGUCUAAUGUGUCUUUAUAAUCACGCGCAUGCUAAACUUAAUGUUCUAUAUAUAUAGAUAUAUAUUCACAUAGUACAUAUUUUGAUAUAUACCGAUGUAUAUAUCUUUGCCACAGAUGCGCUAUAACAGUUAAUGUGUGUGUGUGUGUGUGUCUGUGCCCAUGUGUGUGUGUAUGUGUGUGCGUGAAAAGCGGUAUAAGCUCCCUCGCUCCCCCCCGUUCUCUAUUGCAGCCUGCGAUUCCAUUGUUGUCCAUGUUCCUUUACCCGCCGCAGGUGCAGUCCUCCUCCAAACGACCCCUACAUCCCCAACGGCACACACAGAACUACUAUGAAUGUACGUAAAGUAUUUCCAUUUACAAAAUUGUUAUGAUUUAUUUGUUUUUGUUAACUCAAACCUAGCUUUAGGUCGAGCAUAUAUGUAUGUACAUAUGCGUAAGUGAAAAACCGAAACAUAUUAUACACAGAUAACUAUGAAAUCCCUCUGAAUUAGCCAGACAAGAAUUAUAGCAAAAGCCCCAAUAUCCAACUUCCAUCUCUGGCCACAAAAUAUGUGAAAGAAA
Messenger RNA from Drosophila guanche, 3197 nucleotides. It is a transcript of the gene DUBAI, whose product is annotated as ubiquitin carboxyl-terminal hydrolase 38. Bases 1 to 2544 code for a protein of 847 amino acids. Gene Ontology annotation, cellular component: nucleus; cytosol. Gene Ontology annotation, biological process: protein deubiquitination. Gene Ontology annotation, molecular function: cysteine-type deubiquitinase activity; cysteine-type endopeptidase activity. The record is from RefSeq and is a predicted model, not a curated record. The transcript has 4 exons. NCBI's taxonomy places the organism in Eukaryota, Metazoa, Arthropoda, Insecta, Diptera, Drosophilidae.